Messenger RNA from Caretta caretta (loggerhead turtle), 2245 nucleotides. It is a transcript of the gene GCK, whose product is annotated as glucokinase. The record is from RefSeq and is a predicted model, not a curated record. Lineage: Eukaryota; Metazoa; Chordata; Testudines; Cheloniidae. Gene Ontology annotation, biological process: glucose 6-phosphate metabolic process; glycolytic process; glucose metabolic process. Gene Ontology annotation, cellular component: mitochondrion; cytosol. Gene Ontology annotation, molecular function: ATP binding; mannokinase activity; fructokinase activity.
AGACUGAUCACCAUGGCGGUGGCCUUCUGCAUGAGAGCCCUAACGGACAGAUGGGGAGGGGGCUCGAUGAAGCAGGACAGCAGCAGGAUUUCCCUGGUUGCCCCAGUAAUGCGAAGUUAAUCUCAAGAUCUCAGGAUGCAACGUGGGACCCCUUUGAGGGCAAAAAUGGGAGGGUGUCAGCAAGAGAAAAAGUAAAUAAACUUCUUGGUAGGUUGGGAAGUGACUGGAGGAACCGGGCAGGUGGGUGAGUGAAGCUGAUCCCCCAUGCUCCAUUACCCCGAGGAGAGGAGGAGACCUUCAGUCGCCAGGAAGGGACUCGUUGCUUCUCUUCUGACAAGAUGCAGGGUGACAAAAUGGAUCCCGACGUGACGGACGUCCCUUCACCCCAUCCCACCAAGUGAACCCCCAAACUAGAAGGAGGCUGAGAUCCUGGGGGCUGGGGCAAGACAAAGUCCAGGGAAAGAAGGGGAAACGGGAGCAGAAUUGCUUUGGUUUUGAUUUUGCGUACUAGAAAAGAGGAAACCAAACAAUCAGCCUACAACUGAAAUAAACCAGCGGGGAAAGUGGAGCAUUCACAAGCACAGCAGGGGGGACCUGUCUUCUCAGCCCAGGACCAGCUGCUUCAGGGGCAAGAGGUGGAAUAUUUCCGGGGCAAGGAAACAAGUGGUGGUGUGUGUUUUGACUCAGUGCAUGACAGAUUUGCCAGCAGCCCACCCCUUGCGGACAGCUGCUCCAAUGCUGGAUCGCAGAACCAGGAUGGACAGCUCCAAGAAGGAGAAGGUAGAGCAGAUCCUGUCUGAGUUCCGGCUGCAAGAGGAGGAUCUGAAGAAGGUGAUGCGUCGGAUGCAGAAGGAAAUGGAUCGGGGGUUGAAGCUGGAUACACAUGAGGAAGCCUCUGUGAAAAUGCUGCCCACUUACGUGCGCUCCACACCCGAAGGCUCAGAGGUCGGAGACUUCCUGUCGUUGGAUCUCGGCGGCACCAACUUCCGUGUGAUGCUGGUGAAAGUGGGUGAAGGGGAAGAAGGGCAGUGGAGCGUGACGACAAAGCAUCAGAUGUAUUCCAUCCCAGAGGACGCCAUGACGGGAACAGCCGAAAUGCUCUUCGAUUACAUCUCCGAGUGCAUCUCCGACUUCCUGGAUAAACACCAGAUGAAACACAAAAAGCUGCCUCUGGGCUUCACAUUCUCCUUCCCCGUGAGGCAUGAGGAUAUUGACAAGGGGAUCCUUCUGAACUGGACGAAGGGUUUCAAAGCAUCAGGAGCUGAAGGAAACAACGUUGUGGGGCUUUUGCGGGACGCUAUCAAGCGCCGAGGGGAUUUCGAGAUGGACGUGGUCGCCAUGGUCAAUGACACGGUAGCUACAAUGAUUUCCUGUUACUAUGAAGAUCACCGGUGUGAGGUUGGCAUGAUAGUGGGUACCGGCUGCAACGCUUGCUACAUGGAGGAGAUGGAGAAUGUGGAGCUGGUGGAGGGGGACGAGGGCCGGAUGUGCGUGAACACCGAGUGGGGGGCCUUCGGCGCCUCGGGGGAGCUGGACGAGUUCCUCCUGGAGUACGAUCGCGUGGUGGACGAGACCUCACUUAACCCCGGGCACCAGCUCUACGAGAAGAUGAUCGGAGGCAAGUACAUAGGAGAGAUCGUGCGGCUGGUGCUGCUCAAACUGGUCAAUGAAAAUCUGCUCUUCCACGGGGAGGCGUCUGAGAAACUGAAAACCAGAGGCAGUUUCGAAACCCGCUUCGUCUCACAGAUCGAAAGCGACGCCGAUGACCGGAAACAGACCUACAACAUCCUGACGUCCUUCGAGCUGCUGCCCUCGCUCACGGACUGCGACAUCGUGCGGAUGGCGUGCGAGAGCGUCUCCACGCGGGCGGCGCAGAUGUGCUCGGCGGGGCUGGCCGGCGUGAUCAACCGCAUGCGGGAAAGCAGGAGCGAGGAGCGGCUGAAGAUCACCGUGGGAGUCGAUGGCUCGGUCUACAAGCUCCACCCCAGCUUCAAAGACCAGUUCCACGCGACCGUCAGACAGCUGACGCCUGGCUGCGACAUCACCUUCCUCCAGUCAGAGGAGGGCAGCGGCAGGGGGGCCGCCCUGAUCUCGGCGGUAGCGUGCAAAAUGGCCUGCCUGAUUGGCCGGUGAGCGGGGCCAUUGGCCAAAGGACCACGGAAGGAGCAGCCGCGGCUGGGACGUGGCUCCGUGCCGAGUUCUUUAGAGCGCGCGCGCCCAGGAGCGGAAACAACAAGUGAAGGGG